This is a messenger RNA of Trematomus bernacchii (emerald rockcod), 2566 nucleotides long. It is a transcript of the gene osgin2, whose product is annotated as oxidative stress induced growth inhibitor family member 2. Lineage: Eukaryota; Metazoa; Chordata; Actinopteri; Perciformes; Nototheniidae. The record is from RefSeq and is a predicted model, not a curated record. The transcript has 6 exons. The coding region runs from base 128 to 1789 and encodes 553 amino acids.
UAGGUCCUCCCACCGGUGUCUGGCUAUUUAUACGGUUAGAACCGCAGCCGUGGGUCGUGAUAACAGGACGCGGCUUGGACACAGAGAUUCAUCACAACGCGUGCCGGCUCUGGCCCAGGCUGCAGCCAUGCCUCUUCUGGAAGAGACCACUCUGCCACAAGAGCACCCACCCACUGUCCCUGUGGUCAUUAUAGGCAAUGGCCCAUCUGGUAUUUGUCUGUCCUACCUGCUGAGUGGACAUAAGCCGUACCUUGAUACAGCAACAGUUCACCCAAACCCGAUACUAUACAGGAAACUACAGGAGUCCAAGCAACUAUCCAUCACUGAACAGGAUCUGGAAUAUUUGAGCGAAGGUCUCGAGGGGAGGUCAAGGAACCCGGUGGCUGUGCUUUUUGACACACUUCUGCAUCCCAAUGCUGACUUUGGCUACGAGUUUCCCCCAGUCCUUCAGUGGAAGAGGGACAAGCAGCAACACGUCCCACAUCUUGUUCUGGGGAGGGCAACGCCUGGAGGUGCUUGGCAUGCAAUGGAAGGCUCAAUGCUGACUAUUAGUCUUGGCAUCUGGAUGGAGCUUCCUGGGGUUAACUAUAGGGACUUGACUAACGGGAAACACAGAGAUGUAACCAGUGACAGAGCCACCCCAGAGGAGAUCUCGUCCUAUUACCGUAACUAUGUGAAGCUUAAGGGCCUCCAAAAUAAUUUUGUUGACAACACCUACGUGACCUCUGUUCAGAAACUCUGCCGGGAGCAGGAGGGGGAAGGUCUGGAAAAUAGGCACUCUGAUCAAGGAGAUGGAGGGGUGGGAGAUGGUGGGAAUCAAGGCUUUGAGGGUAAUGGGGUUGACAAGGGAGGAGGGGGGACUCUUUGGGAAGUAAGGGGUUACCAGCAGGUGCAGAGCGACACUCAUGUCCCCUUCUCUCUGUUUGCUGAAAAUAUCGUUUUGGCCACCGGUGCGUCCGAUUCUCCGGUUCACUUAGGCGCAGAGGGGGAGGACCUUCCAUUUGUAUUCCACAGCAUCUCAGACCUGGGUUUGGCCAUAAGCCGGAGAAAACUGGAUAUGAACUCUGAUCCAGUUUUAAUCGUAGGUGCCGGUUUGAGUGCUGCAGAUGCAGUUCUUUGCGCUUGUGGCAGCAACAUUAGAGUGCUGCAUGUCUUUCGUAAGAGCGUGGACAACCCAGACCUCAUCUUCAAACAGCUGCCCAAGACCCUGUACCCUGAGUACCACAAAGUCUACAACAUGAUGUCCUCUCAGACCUACACUAACGUGGCUCCCUCCUCUGCUUCAGACAGACCCCAGGCAGUUAGUAUUGCCUCCUCAGUAUGUGCCAAGAUGUGCCCAAAGCCUCAGUUUGCCGCAGGUAACAUGGCUGGUACUGCAAGUGUCAGCCUGUUUCCUGUCUACACAAGUUUCCCUGAACACUGCGUGGUGUCCUUCCAGUCUGACAUGACGUGUUUGCUGCAGGGGAACGACUCCCUCAAGGCAUUCAAGAUCUCCAUGGUCCUAGUGCUGAUUGGGACCAACCCAAACUUGUUUUUCUUGAAGGGGAACGGCCAGUACCUAGGUCAGGAUCCAACAAAACCCAUCUCCUGCACACAGAACCCCAUUGAUGUUCACCCCUACACUUAUGAGUGUGCCAAUGAACCAGGUCUCUUUGCCAUGGGCCCGCUGGUGGGAGACAACUUUGUUCGCUUUUUGAAGGGUGGCGCUUUAGGCAUCGCCUCGUGUCUUCUAAAGAGACUCAAGAAGAAAGAGAAGCUCAUCAGCAACGGAGGGAAUAACUUCAUUUGAAACAGAAUGGAGAAAAGAGCGGUACCCGUUGGUCCCAUAGAACAGAAUAAAAGCGCCCAUACCAGCUGAAGCAGAAAACAAACAUUUUUAUGUUUAAAUCAUUUAGGCAGUUUUUUCAUCAAAGCUAAGGAAUUUGUACAACUUUCUGAGACCAAAAAGACAAUGGAUGUACAAUAAUUAGUUUCUAAAGAAACAAAACUUUUAAGAGUCUUGUCUGACUUCAUCAGAAGUCCCCAUAAGUCCAUGUGCCAAGGUUUUUUCAGUCAAUCUGUAACCUCACAACUAAAUGGGACCUUUAUUUUCAUCAGGGUUAUUUAUUUGUUCACCACGUGUCUUUCAAUUCAUUUAUUAACAAUAGUUGUGUUUCUGCCAUAUCACACUUUAAGUCUUAUUUUAGCUUUAUAUGCUCCAAAAUAGAGGCCACUGCGCUCAUUUGCCAUGUAACUUAUGGCUUAUAGUUAACAACCUGGAGUGCUGAGUUUUUUGCAAUUGUAAACGCACAAAAAAUCUAUCUCAGAACUAAGCAAUCUCAAUGUUCCUGAUUAUUCUGAGCCAUUAACUUCAGGAUUCUUUGUUAGGGUGCUAUUGUAGGUAGUUGGAGCCAUAUACCUGAAAAGUUAGAAAAGUUGAAUAAAAAUGAAAUGAUGCUUAAGUGCUACUUUCUAUGCAAACAAUUCACUUGCAGAUCUGAAUGUAUUCUUGGGCCAUUUACAUAAUGACUAGAAUAUAGUUAAAAAACAAAUCAGACUUCUUCCAAUACAUAUUUCUAAGACACAA